This is a messenger RNA of Colletotrichum karsti, 1566 nucleotides long. RefSeq names its product FAD binding domain-containing protein. The transcript has 3 exons. Gene Ontology annotation, molecular function: FAD binding. Bases 1 to 1566 code for a protein of 521 amino acids. The record is from RefSeq and is a predicted model, not a curated record. NCBI's taxonomy places the organism in Eukaryota, Fungi, Ascomycota, Sordariomycetes, Glomerellales, Glomerellaceae.
AUGAAACCUAUCAGGAUUCUUGGCGCAGCUGUGUCGGCUGGCCUUGGUGCCGAUGCAUUGGCCCAAGCGAAUGGCACUUCCAUGUCAACGGGUUUCAAAGGUUGUGAUGCCCUCCUUAGCGCAGGUCUCGGGGACAUUCUGGCAUUCCCUGCCGAUGUCGCCUAUGGCGAGAGCACGUCAACGUAUUACUCGUCGGAGAACCGACGCCUGAGACCUUACUGUAUCGUUCAACCUCGGUCUACAGAAGAGGUUUCGACCACUGUCAAAGCUUUAGCUGGGGUAAGCGGUGCUGGCAAUUGGGAUAUCGCCGUCCGCUCUGGUGGUCACUCCGAUUAUGACAACAACGCUGUCCACCGCGGCGUCACCAUCGACCUCACGUUCUUCAACACGACCGAGCUUGUCAAGAGCAGCUGUUUCAAUGGAACGGCUCCGUGGACUGGCCAGAGCAUGCUGACUAAGAACGUGGCGCAAAUUCGCCCUGCAGCACGCUGGGGCAACGUCAUGACAUACUUGGAGCCGUAUAAUCUCGGUGUCACUGGCGGCCGUUCCGGCCACGUCGGCGUGGGUGGCCUUCUUGUUUCGGGAGGCGCGUCCUAUCAUACCCAGCUCUGGGGUCUGUCGUGUGACAACGUCGUCGGAUAUGAGGUGGUGCUUGCGGAUGGCUCUAUCGUGGAGGCGUCCGCUACGGAAAACGAAGAUCUCUUCAAGGCCUUGAAGGGCGGUGGCAGCAAUCUUGGUAUUGUCACUCGAUUCGAUCUGCGGACCUUCACGAUCCCACCCAGUGGUGCAUACGGUGGUCUUCUUUUCACCUCAUGGAGCAAUCUUGAUGUGGUCAUCAACCAGUUCGUCAACUACGCCAGCUCCAUCGGAUCAGGAAACCCGGAUCAUGAGUUCGUUGUCUACCGAUCCGACUCUGGCAGUCUUUCUGUCAUGGCCAUGGCUGUUGCUACCGACGGAAACGAGAAUUCGCCAACUUUCGCACCUUUCAAUAACAUCACGUUGACGAGAGAUGCAAGAGCGAAGCAGCCGCUCAGCAAGGUCGCGGCUAGUAUCGCGGACACCGGCGGCUCGCACUACGUCCCUUUCACACUGUCCGUCCAAGCUACUGCUGCGAUCAUGAAUAAGGCCGCCGACAUAUUCGUCGAGCUAACUCAAGAUUUCGACGCCGCGGACGUUCCGGUGUCCGUCAACUUCGUUUUCCAGCCUCUUCCCAAGAGUCUUGCUGGUGUCACACCCAGCAACAACAUCUUGGGACACGAUCAGAACUUGCCGGCCGACUCGAUCUUGUUCGAGGCAAGAGGCACCUUGGCCGCCGAUGAUGCUGUUUAUGAAGGUGUGGUGCAGUCCAAGAUGGCUCAGGCCAUUGAGGAGUUGAGGGCAUACUCAGCCUCACUGGAGGGACACUCAACAUACCUCUACAUGAACUACGCCAACCCAGAACAAGACGUCAUCGGAUCCUAUGGCGUGGAAAACGUUAAGUUCUUAAAGGAAGUAGCUGGAAAGUACGACCCGACUGGUUUCUUCCAGCGACGUGUGCCCGGUGGGUGGAAGGUCGAUCGUGUUUGA